Molecule: messenger RNA, 4230 nt
Organism: Dermochelys coriacea (leatherback sea turtle)
Lineage: Eukaryota; Metazoa; Chordata; Testudines; Dermochelyidae
Gene: RUNX3
Product: RUNX family transcription factor 3
Exons: 6
Coding region: 881-2344 (487 amino acids)
Biological process (GO): hemopoiesis; regulation of transcription by RNA polymerase II; regulation of cell differentiation
Cellular component (GO): nucleus
Molecular function (GO): DNA-binding transcription factor activity, RNA polymerase II-specific; RNA polymerase II cis-regulatory region sequence-specific DNA binding; ATP binding
Source: RefSeq, a predicted model, not a curated record
GCAAGUUUGACGGCCUUCUUCUCCCUGGAAUGCGAUUCUACAUGAUGAAUGGCUGUAGUUCCUUCUCUUCAGCUAGCAGUAUUUAUUCUGCGGCAUGUGCUUUGUGUCUUGCUUAAUACUAAUUCACAUAAAAUCCCAGUGAAGAAGAGCCACCCAUCUACGCAUAUGGAAAUAGUCUCGACACGCAGUAACAAUAAUCAUCCAAGAGAGCUGAGAGUUAGAAAGCUAUGUACAGAUAAAAAUUAUGAUACAGACAAGUGGUAAAUGUGGGAGAAAAGGCAUUUAAAAGGAGAAAACCACUGAAUGUAAAUGGGUUAUUACUUCAAUCAACCAAUUAGAAAUCUGAAGUCUCUCUUCUGUCUCUUCUAGGGCAACAAUAUAAUUAAUUAAAAGGAAAUGUCUGAAUGCUUCUAAGUUCUGCUUCUGUAUGUCAUUCACCAUAGGGUCCGGGAGAGUCAACCAGGCCUCCCAUGAACUAAUAAAUAUAAACCAUAAAAAAAAAAAAAAGAAGAAGCCACAAAGAUGUUUCAUGCUCCGUUGACAUCACGGGUCAGCUGACUCUCCUCUUCCACUCAGUGAAUGACUAGCUGGAGUCUUUUCUGUCUCAGAACCGGGGUUGAGUUAACACUCUUUCAGGCCUCAUAGGCGACCACAGAACCACAAGCAAACUGCAAUCUCCAAUUUAGAAGAGUACCUGUACCUCAGCGAGGAGGUUUUUCCCCCCCACCCCGGUUGUUAACACCAGCUGUAUUUUUGUCUGUCUAGGGUAAGUUCCAUUCAUUCAUUCAUUUUGCUCUCCAUACCUUAUGCCGCCCUCUCUCUAUCUCUUUGCAAACCCUGUUUUCUUCCCCCUGUUUCGUACUAAUGAUCCAGCGUGCAUAUGCUUCUGUUGAAAACCUUGUGGCUAAGCAUUCCUGUGGCACGGCAAAGCCAGAUUCUUGGUUACAAACAGGCACUUAGCUUCCUUGUGGAUUUCUCUCUCUCUCUUUCUCUCUUUUGUAUUUCAGUUCAAACUUAUUUUUUCAAGACUAGCGGGGGGAAUAUAAACAAACCACAAGGAUUGGCCGAGGAAUCAUCUUGGGCUGGGGUCAUGGCUUCCAACAGCAUCUUUGACUCGUUUGCAACCUAUUCGCCCACCUUCCUCCGUGACCCCAGCACCAGCAGGCGCUUCACACCUCCCUCCACGGCCUUCCCCUGCGGUAAGAUGGGCGAGAACAGCGGGGCGCUGAGCGCGCCGGCGCCGGGCUCCCGAAGUCGGCCCGAGGUGCGCUCGGUGGUGGACGUGCUGGCGGACCACCCGGGCGAGCUGGUGCGGACAGACAGCCCCAACUUCUUGUGCUCGGUGCUGCCGUCACACUGGAGAUGCAACAAGACCCUGCCGGUGGCCUUCAAGGUGGUAGCCCUUGGAGAUGUACCUGAUGGGACUUUAGUAACAGUCAUGGCUGGAAACGAUGAGAAUUAUUCUGCAGAGCUCAGAAAUGCCUCAGCAGUCAUGAAAAAUCAAGUGGCAAGGUUUAAUGACCUGAGAUUUGUUGGGCGAAGUGGCAGAGGAAAAAGCUUUACAUUGACCAUCACAGUGUUCACAAACCCCACACAAGUCGCUACCUAUCACCGAGCCAUUAAAGUGACUGUGGAUGGACCCCGGGAGCCAAGAAGGCACAGACAAAAGCUAGAAGACCAAGCCAAGUCCUACACAGACCGCUAUAGCGAACUGGAACGUCUGCGCCAGUCAAUGAGAGUUACCCCAACAACUCCCAACCCCCGAGGAUCCCUGACCACGCCAGGCCACUUUGGGUCACAGACUCAAACUCCAAUACAAGGCACGUCGGAUCUGAGCCCCUUCUCCGACCCACGUCAGUUUGAUCGCUCCUUUCCCACACUGCCGACCCUGACCGAGACCAGGUUUUCCGAUCCCCGGAUGCAUUACCCCGGCGCAAUGUCAGCGGCCUUCCCUUACCCCCCGACGCCCUCAGCCUCAGGGAUCAGUGGCAUCAGCAUGACCAGCAUGCCCACCACGACCCGCUUCCACCACACCUACCUUCCGCCACCCUACCCUGGCUCCACCCAGAACCAAAGUGGACCCUUCCAAACCAACCCUUCCCCUUACCAUUUGUACUACGGUACGUCGUCCGGAUCAUACCAAUUCUCCAUGGUGGCGGGGGGUGAGCGCUCACCCACAAGGAUGCUGUCCUCCUGCACGAGUGCCUCAGCGGGCAACAACUUAAUGAAUCCCAACCUUGCCAAUCAGAAUGAUGGCGUUGAUGCGGAUGGUAGCCACAGUAACUCGCCUACAGCCAUGACGACUACCGGGAGGAUGGAUGAAUCUGUCUGGAGACCCUACUAGGAAGGACUCAAGGAGGCACGUGUAACUUGAACCGAAUAAAACGCCCAUCAAUGUGUUACUCCUGUCAAUCGCAAAUAGAUCAAAAUGAGGCCUAGCACAGGACAUCUCCCAAUCUGAAGGCAAAUCAGGAUCCUUCCCUCACCAAUAUAGGUAAUUGGCAAACAAAGACCGACCAGAGCUAUAUACAGUUCAAAACACACGUCCACAAGGCUUGAAUUGGUCACUCAGUAAGGUUCCUUUGGUCACUUUGAAAUGGGUGGAUUGUAUAUAGGAGUGUGUGGAAUCAGAUGUUUGUUAAUUGCCCAGCUGUGGCUAUGUCCAGAAUGCCUUUCCAUCAUCUCGCUCUUAACCAAAAAAAACCCCUAUCCUCCUGCAGAAUCAUAAGUAUUAGAGAAAAUUUUAAAAAGGCCCCAGAAAUCAGCCAAUCCAUCUCUCUGCAAAUGCAGGAAGAAUGAACUAAGAAGCCUUAGCCACUCGCCCCCUCCGAAAAGGGCCUUUAACCACCAAACAAACCAGAGCUGCCCGCAUCAGCUGAGACGCGAGUCUUGUUUACAGCAAAACAGGUGUGACUGGCUCUCACUGACGCAGUUAAGGCUCUGAAGAAUAUUGCUAGCGAGUGAGCAGGUAUCAGCCAUGUGAACAAGUGCUGUGAUAUGAUUUUGAAAGUGGUUGUGUUGUGAUUUUUGUUUGUUUGUUUGUUUGUUUUUAACAGUAACAUGGCUGAUCCCACGCUUGACGACCUCCCCAAUCCCCUUCCCAUAUGUUUACAUGAGAUGUAAUUUUUUAACACAAUGUGUUUUCCUUUUGUCCUGACUUGGACGUUAAUUUCUUGCUACUUCUAGUUAGUCUCGAUGGUUGCGUCCAAGACGAAGAAUGCGUUUGGGACAAUCCAGUGUGUGAGGUGCACUUACAAACAUGUUUGCUGCAAAGAGGACUUGGAAGCCUUUGGAAUAAUAUGAAAUCCAGCGUAGCAGCUUCUCCUCUCUCAUUUCCAAGUGGCACACAGGCAGCUGUGGCAAUACUUAGUAUUUAUUUUAUGAUUCCCUUCCAUUUUUACACCUAGAGUGGCUCUACACACCAUGCAUUUGUGCUUAAAGAAAGGAGAUUGUCAGCUGUUUCUUAAAGUACUGACUGAGAUUUGAAUGACCCCUCAAUUUUAAAUAAAAUGUAACCCCCUGGCUUUAUUUUAGACAAAUGAAAUCAUAAUAUAUAGCACUUCUCAUCUCAAAGUGUUUAGCCUAAUUAUGCCUCAUAUCACAACCCCUGUGGUGAUUUAGGGCACUAUUAUUAUCCCCAUUUUACAGACAGGUAAAUUGAGGUAGAGGGAUUUGUCAAAGGCCACAUACAGUGGCACUCCUGACCCAUGCUUACCACUGGUAAUAGAGCAGCAGCUAGAGGCCUCAGCUGAGAUUACGGCCCAUCAUGCUGAGUGCUGCACAGACACAUAGUGACCAUCCUCCACAGUGAUCUUACAACUGAAAUAGACAACGCGUAGGGAAGUAAACGGGCAUCACACAGUAGCUCUGUGGCAGAGUCUGGGCUAGAAGCCAGCAUUCCUGGGUCCUUGAGAUCUCCCUAGACCACACUGCCCCUCCACAUUGCUAGCUGACAUAAAUUAGUUCCCUGUGCUUCAAACAGGAAUUAGGGCCUGGUCCUAACAUAACCUUACUCACACAAGUUGUUCCAUUGAAGACGAUGAGACGACUCUUAUGAAUAAAGUACGUUUGCCUGUAUAACAGUUUGCCACUUCAGCUUGCAGCUGGGUUGUAAGAGCUACCACUCUAGGUCACUGAAUGUAGCACACCAGUGGCAGGGAUGGGAACAGAACCCAGGACUUGUGUGUCGCAAUAGCUACUUUAAGCAGAGGGGGGUCCUACUUCUGUGUU